GAGGCUGACGCGGAAAUCUAAAAGCGCAUCAUUUUCCCCCCCACACACACACAGCCGGCAUGUAAAUACUACUCUCACGCUCUUUGCAUAGAUAACGCUAACGUAGAUUUAAUGUUAACAGCAGCUCGUUUAGAUGUGUCCCACUGUUUAAUAUCGGUAGGAAAGCUUGCUUGGCUGAAAGCGUGUGUCCUGAUAUGAAACUGUGAGAUGCUGUCCGCCGGUCCACAGCGGCUGCUGCUGCUGCUGCUGCUGCUGUCGUGUGUAACUCUUGUUUUACUUUUUCAAGUCGCCGACGCCAAGAGGGAUUUAACAGGCGCCUGUGUCACCUGUCAGCAAAUCACUGACAACUUCAACAAGGGUCUUGAGCGAACAGUAAAGCAGAACUUUGGUGGAGGCAACACAGCCUGGGAGGAGAGGAAACUGUCUAAAUAUGAAACAAGCGAGAUCCGUCUCAUGGAGAUCGUGGAGGGGCUGUGCGACAGCAGCAGUUUCGAGUGCAACCGCAUGGUAGAGGAGCACGAAGAGCAUUUUGAAACUUGGUGGUUCAAGAGAAAAGCAAAACAUCCUGAUCUGCAUAAAUGGUUCUGCAUUGAAACUAUCAAAGUGUGCUGUCCAAAGGGGACAUUUGGACCGGACUGCAAUUCCUGUGUGGGGGGCUCUGACAGACCUUGUCAUGGGAACGGGAUGUGCGAUGGCGACGGGACUCGCGGAGGAAACGGGAAGUGCAGCUGUGACCACGGUUACAAAGGGGAGUUCUGCCUCGACUGCAUCGACGGCUACUUCAACGAAGUGAGGAACGACACUUUCUCUCUGUGUACAGAAUGCGACACGUCCUGUAAAACCUGCACUGGAGCGACGAAUCAGGAAUGCGAUGAGUGCAAAGAAGGCUGGGAGGAGGAUGAUCAGGAAGCUUGUGUCGAUGUAAAUGAGUGCGCCAGCGAUUCUUCUCCAUGUGAAGAAGAUCAAUACUGCCUUAACACAGAGGGCUCCUACUCCUGCAAGGCCUGCGACAGUGUGUGCUCCGGCUGCACUGGAGCCGGUCCUGAUAAGUGCCAGGCUUGUGCCAGCGGGUAUCAGGACACAGAGGGCACCUGCACAGAUAUUGACGAGUGUUCCCAGCCAGAGGCGGUAUGCACCGAGGAGCACCGGGAGUGUAUCAACACUAAAGGAAGCUAUACGUGCAUCUGCUCAAGUGGCUACGAAGAGCAAGAUGGCGAGUGUGUCCAAACCCCACAGCCAGAAAAAGAGGAAGAGUCAGAAUCAUCUGAGACAACCACAACUCCACACGGGGAGCUCUGAUCUAAAAACUUUGCCCGACGGGAUUGAAUCAGAAAGAACACUUGGAACCUCUGCACAUUCAAAGCCGCUCAUUUCAAAAUUGUCGACUACAUGCACUUAACGUACCAGCUGCACUUAGAACCAACAAAACCUGCUCCAACAGUGGAUCGUGGAUUAAAGGACAAACAAAACAAACAAAAAAGAGACAUUUUCCACUCUCAGUUUGCUGGUUUUUGUUGCUUUUCUCUGAUGUGCUUAAACUACCACUUGACGUCUUUAUCUGUUGUAUGGUUUUAAAAUUGAAGAUGUUUCAAUAAAGUGAAUCAUGUUGAAUUUAGGGUAAA
Molecule: messenger RNA, 1622 nt
Organism: Larimichthys crocea (large yellow croaker)
Lineage: Eukaryota; Metazoa; Chordata; Actinopteri; Sciaenidae
Gene: creld2
Product: cysteine-rich with EGF-like domains 2
Exons: 10
Coding region: 208-1299 (363 amino acids)
Molecular function (GO): calcium ion binding
Source: RefSeq, a predicted model, not a curated record